Molecule: messenger RNA, 3317 nt
Organism: Oncorhynchus keta (chum salmon)
Lineage: Eukaryota; Metazoa; Chordata; Actinopteri; Salmoniformes; Salmonidae
Product: nucleoporin p58/p45-like
Biological process (GO): nucleocytoplasmic transport
Cellular component (GO): nuclear pore
Molecular function (GO): structural constituent of nuclear pore
Source: RefSeq, a predicted model, not a curated record
UGGGAACUAGUGGAGACCGUUAUCCACUACAGCGCUUCCCGCAUGGGUGACGUCAAUGGGCGUUCUACCUCACCGCCACGUAGUGCAGAUUCCAUUGUUUGAUUGUCUAUUUUUUUAUUACUUGAUCUUUUUUGUAUGUUUUAGUAUUUUCUCGUUAAUACAUGUGUUCUGUUUUGUAUGAUAUAACAAUGUAAAAAAAAUUAAACUUAGUACAGAUUCCAGGCGUUAUGGGAAAUGUUUCACCCAUCCAUCAGACAUCGAAUUCAGAGUAGUCUAAUGAGAGGAUGUUACUCCACCACCUAUUACUAUUUGCACAUAUUCUGUAAUCGUUCCAUCGUGACACAUGUAUGUAUGUAUUUAAAACCCGUUCUCAAACUGACAAAUAAUUAAAGCUAAUUUUUACUUCUUCAAAAACAUGAUAGUAAUCGCUAGAUGUCCCCAUAUGACCGUCCAAUCUGCCAAGUCCUCCAGUAUCCCAGCAGGCCACAAUAACCGGAAAGUACGUUGAGGGUAAAGCGCGGAUUCGGAAAAAAACAGUUUUGAGAAGGAAGCUAACAUUUUAGUGCUGUUUAACUAUAUGCAUAACGGAUUAAUUACCUUUCAGAUCGCUGUAAAUGUGUAUACGUUACUAAGCGUGUGAGUUUAAAUCGCCGAAUAGUAUGUUUUUAUUUUCUUUCACGUUACCAUGACUUCGUAGCCACAGUCACACUGGCCUGCACGCGGGCGUUCGUGCCUUUCAAAGCUAGCUAGCAGCUAUCGAACAGUCAGUUAGAUAACGUUUGACUAACUAGAAACUUGGUUGUUGCUUAAAAAUGUCAGGCUUUAAUUUCGGAUCCGGGUCUAUUGGUUCCACCAACGCUGGCGGAGGGUUUUCGUUUGGAGCCGCUGCCAGUACCCCAGCUGCAGCAGGUACAGGUGGGUUUACUCUGGGUGGAACUCUGGGUGCUACAGCCCCAGCCUCCACCACCACCACCUCUUCUCUGGGCCUGGGCGGGUCACUAUUCUCACAAAAACCUACUGGGGGGUUCUCCUUUAACACUCCUGCCUCAGGUGCCCCAGCAGCCUCUACAGCCCCUACCACGGGCUUCAGUAUGACCUUCAAUAAACCCUCUGCCUCAGCCCAACCCUUCUCCCUCACUGCAGCCUCCUCAGCCCCCACAGGGGCAGGACUGACACUAGGCUCAGUCCUCACCUCCACUGCGCCACAGCAAGGAGCCACAGGAUUCUCUCUCAACCUAGGGGGUGUGGCCGCAAGUACAGCCCCAUCCACAGGUCUAUCGCUGGGUUCCAGUAUGUUCUCUAACAUGGCUACUACUGGUUUGGGCCAGACCACUCUCGGAUCAGGGGGGUUGACGUUAGGUUCCCUGGCCUCUACUUCCACGGCGGUGUCAGCGGCCCCCAGCCUUGGACUGGGAGGAGUUGACUUCAGCACCUCCUCAGAGAAGAAAAGCGACAAAUCAUCAGGGGCCAGCCCACAAGACAGUAAAGCUUUGAAAGAUGAAAAUUUGCCUCCAGUCAUCUGUCAGGAUGUAGACAACUUCCAGAAGUUUGUGAAGGAGCAGAAGCAGGUUCACGAGGAGAUCAGCAGGAUGUCAUCUAAAGCCAUGCUGAAGGUUCAGGACGACAUCAAGAGUCUCAAACAGCUGCUAUCUGUCAGCGCUUCGGGACUACAGAGAAACGCCCUGGCUAUAGACAAACUGAAGAUGGAGACUGCGCAGGAGUUGAAGAAUGCAGACAUAGCUCUGCGGACUCAGAAGACUCCCCCUGGACUCCAGCACGACAACACGGCUCCCUAUGAUUAUUUCCGGUGUUUAGUGGAACAGUUUGAGGUUCAGUUGCAGCAGUACAGACAGCAGAUAGAGGAACUGGAGAAUCACCUUACUACACAGGGCAGUGGAUCACACAUCACACCACAGGAUCUGUCACUGGCCAUGCAGAAGUUGUACCAGACGUUUGUGGCUCUGGCUGCUCAGCUCCAGUCAGUACACGAGAACGUCAAGACCCUGAAGCAGCAGUACCUGGGAUACCGCCGGGCCUUCCUGGAGGACUCCACGGACGUCUUCGAGUCCAAGCGGGUGGCCAGUAAGAAGUGGCAGAGUGCCCCACGCAUCACCACUGGCCCUGCCCCCUUCAGCAGCAUCCCCAAUGCGGCGGCGGUCGCCAUGGCAGCCACGCUGAGCCAGCAGCAGCAGCCCGGCCCAGGGAGCCAGGUGUCCCUGGGGUCUGGCUUGGGAAACCCCUUUGCCUUGGGAGUGGGCUCUAGCUUGGGCACCUCAGGUCUCGGAGUGUUUGGUGGGGGUCCAGGUUUCGGGGGGGUAGACGGGGGCUCCUCAUUUGGUUUCUCCUCUGCCAGCAAGCCCUCGGGAGGGAGCCUGAGUGCAGGUUUUGGAAGCAACAGUAGUUCAGGGUUUAACUUCAGUAGCCCCGGCCUCAACGCGUCUGCAGGCCUGACGUUUGGCGUGUCCAACCCUCCCGCCACGGGCUUCGGCACUGGAGGUCCACUGCUGCAGCUCAAGAAGCCCCCGGUGGGAAACAAGAGGGGCAAGAGAUAAGAGGGGCAAAGGGAACGGUUAGGAUUUGGGGAGGGUAAGCUGAUCCUAGAUCUGUGACUUCCAGAACUGUCCAAGGUUGUUUAAUGGGUCACAGUCCAUGUAGGUGGAUUUGGGAGGGUACGUUUAUUCUAGACCUGUGCCCAAGGGUGACUUCUAGAGCUGUCCAGGGGAGGUCGGGGUGUAACAGUCUGUCCCAGAUCUUUAUUUUUAUACCUGAAGGGGAGCAGAGGGUUUGAGGGAGGGGGGUUAUGCAGGACCAGGGUGGAGGAAAUGAGGAGAGGGAGUCCUCGAGCAUAAAAGAUCAGCACAUUUGGAUAAGGUUCAUAACCUGUGUUUUGUUCUUUAAAUGUCCUCAUUAUUGUUUCAUCAUGAUUGCUUAGUUUUUGUAGAGUUUUUAUUUUAUACUCUUUGUAAGUGUUUGUUGUGUAUGUUAGGAUGCAUGCAAGGGAGAGAACUGGCUGUGCUGAAUGUCCCACACAGCCUCAAAUUAGAACCUGAAAGGGCACCAGAACACACCAAACAUACACAAACGCAUACGUACAUUUCCUGUCAAGUGUGAAUUUAUGCAGUGUGUGUGUGUGUCAAUAGACCGUGGUGUUUUAGGGCUGGUGGAUGAUGAGGGUAUUACGGUCUGUGCUUUUCCGUUGUCUAUUCUGAUUCUCUCUGUUACCAAAUAGUGAUGUCAUCCUGUUCUAUUCAUUUGAGUUGAUAAGUGUAAACCUGUAUUUUCAAACAUCAGUUUAAUAAUAAAAUUCCUGAUGUUGA